CUUGUACUUACAAGUCAUAUGUAUAAAUGGUCAAUAAAUCUAUUCACCAAUCAGAACCCCAUUUAUAGUCAGUCACACACCUCAAGAUCAUGACAAUAAUUUGGAUCACUUGAGGACAAUAAUAGAACAAAAUUAAGUUACUGUUAGUGGAUUGGAUGAAACUGAUUUGGAAUGUAGUUUUUAAUGUUACAGUGACAAACGUUCAGAUUCCAUAAUAUUGAGAGCUGGCAUAUGGACAGUCCUUGUUACCACAGAAGCCCUGCCCUGAUCUAAAUCAAUUUGGUUCAUAUAAUCACAUCAUCGUUCCUUCACAUAUAUUUCCCUUUAGUACUUCCAUCUGUGUCCUGUCCUCCUUAGCAGCCUUUUUGUGAAGUUUUUCAGUCAGAAUUUUGUAUGCAAUCUUCCUCUGUAUGCUCUACAGGCAUCACCUAUCUUAACAUCUUUGAUUGAAUCACUGUAAAGAUAUUAGGUGAAGAAAACAAUGAAGUUUCCUUAAUCCUCUGGAUUAAUUUCCCUCUACACACUUUAUUUGAGGUAUCCUCUGUUCUCUCAGAGUAGGGAAUUAGACUCAGUGAGUUCUGCUUGGAUCUUCUUACAUUUAAUACCUUUGCCCUGCCUUCUGAGCAUAAAGAUAUUUAUGCCCAAUAUUUUAUUUUUCCAUAUUUAUCUGAAAUCAGCUUUUUCCAUCAAUCGCUGUUGCUAGUUUAUGCAAAGAGGGCAAAUGGUUAAAGGCUUCAAAGGAAAGAAUGAGAAAUGUCUUUACUGUGUUUGCUAUUUAAAGUAAAAGUCCCAGGAAAAAUAUGAACCAGAUUGUAUGCAAAUCCAUUGAAGUUACAGGUAUUCCAUUAGUUUCAUUUAUUUAGAGUGAUAAUGCUUUUGUGACAUAUUUUUUAGGUAAGAUUUAUAUUUCCAUUUCUUCAUAUGAAACUCCAUUUUUGCCUCAGGUUGAUGCCAAGAUGAGGGAGCCUGUUUCAGAACAGGAUCAUAUACUGGAUCUACUCUUGUGAAGUGCACCUGGAUGGGCUGCAGUAUUCCGCUGUAUGUUGCAGUGCAGUUGUCAUAAGAACUGUAAUCUCUUUGUAGGAACAGACAGACCACAAGGAAUUUAGAAAGAACAGAACUAUGGAUGUGUGGAAACAUUUCAUUGUUAAUAACUAUAAUACUUAAUUUGUAUGGUUUGAGAAACUGAAGACAGAUUAAUAUGUGUUUCAGAUGGAUAUGCUUGCUUGUGGGGGACAUGUGACUUCAAAUCUGCAGAUUCUAGUGAGCUAAUGAGACAUGUCAAUUUCCAUUCCUAUCAAACCAAAUUAAAGAGCAUUGGAUCAAAUAUUUUGGCUCGUUCAAAGCUACCAGUUUGCACACUCCACAACACUGGGAGAAAUGUGGUACCAGACUUGUCACAUGCAUUUCAAUGCUGCUGGAACACCUGUGACCAAACAUUCAACAGCUCACAGACAUACUUCAAUCAUGUUGCGACACAUGUCAAUUGCAAACCACAUUGUAGAAAUAUGAAUGGAGGUAUUCCUUGCCACUGGCGUGGUUGCAAGUCCGUGGUUUACUCAGUUAGCAAACUGGCAGACCACGUUAGAAGACAUACACAUGAGAAACUUGUGGGUUGUCCAUCAUGUUGUGGGCUCUUUGCAAGCAGAACAAAGUUCUCUGACCACUGUAAGCGCCAGGCUCCUGUGGAAUUGCAUGGGCACCAGUGUCCACAUUGCUCCAAGUGUUAUCCAUCUCAGAAACUGUUGCGGGAACAUGCACGUGGUCAUAUGAACCAUUACAAAUGCCCCCAAUGUGGCAAGACUUGCUCAUCUUCAUCAGCCCUUCGUGUGCACAUUUGGUACAGACAUCUGGACAGCAAACCAUUCAAAUGCAGCUUUUGCGAACAUAGAUCUAAGACAUCCUAUGAUAUGAAACGGCAUUUGAAUACACACUGCUCUAGCCCACUUUACCAUUGUGAGGAGAAAGGUUGUGGUUUGCCAUUUCGCACUAUUAAUGGGUUUCGCAAGCAUUGUGACAAGUGCCACCUUGGAAAUAAUCAGCCACUGUACUGCUGCCACAUAUGUGACAGCCUGUUCCAGCGCACAUCCAAGCUUACACACCACCUCCAUGCUGAGCACGGCAUCUGCCGGCCAUCAGGGCAUUGCAGAUUUAGGUACAAGCAAGAUAAGGAUGGUUUCUUCCGGCUGCUGAUAGUGCAUCCUCAGGGUGUUCAAGGGACCCAGACGGUGGAGGAGUCAAAAUCUGGAGCCAUCCAGCCAUUGUGUGACAGUAUUUCCACAGUGUCAGAUGAUGACACAGGGGUAGGAGGGAGCAGGCUCCUCAUCUCAGCAGUGGAACUGGAUAGCAGUGGGAAUACUGAGGCCAGUGAAAAGAUGGAGACUGCUGAGUAACCUGCCUUGCCCACAAGAAGGGUCACUGUCCUUCAGGAAGGAAGUGAGAUAAAAUGAAUUGUUUCCUGUUAUUCUAGUCUGCAUAUUUCCUCGUUUCAAUAAGCAUUUAACAUUUUGUACAUGCUUGUGGAUAUUUUGCCUGUUUUACUAACAAAUUACUCUUGAUUCUCUCUAACAAAUAAUUACCUUUUGCUGCUUUGACCAAGAAGCAAACCACUUCUUCAGUAAACAAUUACUGCCACUGCAAAAGAGUCUUAAUUCAAAUACUACCUAACAUUUCUUAAGGCUGACAUCUCCUGUCUCCUCCCUCUGCUAGUUCAGAGAAGAAAAAUAUAUCCCUGUGAUUUUCUUCAAUGCCAUGUCCUAUUACCAUUGUUUUCAUUAGUCUCAGGCUGAUCACAUCAUUCAUCCAGAGUACAGGAGAAAUUUCCACACCAACUUACAAAAUGUUUAACCUGUAAAAAAACACAUUAUCAUGAUUUAGGGGAGGUGAUGAUAGAUGGGGUGUUGAAUGGUGACUCAAUUUAUUAUCUACUUAUACAGUCACAACUCAUGGCUACAAGUAAUUACAGCAUCACUGCUAAUCUCCACAAUUCACAAAUCACUGUUGCACACACCUUCUAAAUAUUU
Cryptotermes secundus is the source of this 3023-nucleotide messenger RNA. Its product is annotated as histone H4 transcription factor. The record is from RefSeq and is a predicted model, not a curated record. Lineage: Eukaryota; Metazoa; Arthropoda; Insecta; Blattodea; Kalotermitidae. Bases 1272 to 2393 code for a protein of 373 amino acids. The transcript has 7 exons. Gene Ontology annotation, molecular function: RNA polymerase II cis-regulatory region sequence-specific DNA binding; DNA-binding transcription factor activity, RNA polymerase II-specific. Gene Ontology annotation, biological process: regulation of transcription by RNA polymerase II; anatomical structure development.